This is a messenger RNA of Papaver somniferum (opium poppy), 1059 nucleotides long. Its product is annotated as RNA-binding protein 25-like. Bases 1 to 1059 code for a protein of 352 amino acids. Lineage: Eukaryota; Viridiplantae; Streptophyta; Magnoliopsida; Ranunculales; Papaveraceae. The record is from RefSeq and is a predicted model, not a curated record. The transcript is spliced from 2 exons.
AUGGAAGCUGUUGAAGAAAACAUGCAAGUAGAUGAUAAUCCACAUGACCAACAAAGGAGAAGGGAUGUAGCUCAAGAUUUGGGAACUAAUCGAUAUGAGAAUCCGCGUGAACUUCUACAUCGCACACAUAAUAAUUUUGAAAGAGAAGGAGAGGAUCUGAGGCAAGGACAGAUGAUAUUGCAUGGAAUAGAAAUGUUAAGAGCAGAGAACGAACGCGAAAGGGAAGCUACUCGUGUGAGGAAUGAAAGAGACAGACAAAGAAGAAGGGAAGAAAUUGAAGAGAGAGAAUUGCAAGAAGCAUUACGUCAAAAUAAUCAUGAUAAUCGAGUAAGGCGGCGCGAACUUCAUCGCAUGGAUGAUAUAGAGCAAGGCUGGGUUGCACCACAAGAAAGAGAAAUGUCAAGACAUCGACAUGAUCGCACAGGUGAAAAGGAACGACAUGAUAGAGCACAGAUCGAAACGAACAUUGACAUGCGUAGAAGAAGAAGAGAAGAAGCUGAAGAAUAUGAGAUACAAGAGGCAGUCUGUCAGAAUAAUCAUGAGAAUAGACUAAGACAAGCAAGAUUAAAAAGACCUAUGCGCGAAGAUAUAGAUCAAAGCUUCAGUGACGAAAUUCUUAAAGAAAUGAUAAAGGAUACAAUAACGAUGUCAGAGAUGCGCGAAUUUCAAGAGGAGUACAUAGCACUUGAGGAGAAACAAAGAGAUAUGGAGUCGUACCUAGUUACAAUACCUGAUGCGAAAGGUGGAAAUUCAAGUUUACUCCCAAGACUAACAAAUGUUGUUGCGAGUACGUCGCAGGGAAAUCAAGGAAGGAACAUUACAGAAAUGGAAAAAAAACUAAUAGCCAUGGGUAGUGCAGAUCAAGCAGAAUUUGACAAAGAGUAUAGAGACAAACAAUUUCAAAAUCAUGGAGGUAGUAAUAAGAUUCAAAGAAUGGAUAAUCCACCAGAAAGUUCAGAAGGUCAACAACCAUAUUAUAAUAAAAGACAAGGAACUGGAAGGAUAGUACGGGUACAAAUAAACCUGCCAAAGAUGAACACUACAAUAGAUAAAGUAUAG